Messenger RNA from Cataglyphis hispanica, 1409 nucleotides. RefSeq lists its product as uncharacterized. The record is from RefSeq and is a predicted model, not a curated record. Bases 193 to 1032 code for a protein of 279 amino acids. Lineage: Eukaryota; Metazoa; Arthropoda; Insecta; Hymenoptera; Formicidae. Gene Ontology annotation, molecular function: serine hydrolase activity. The transcript is spliced from 5 exons.
AGAUAAACGGACGGCAAACAGACAGAAAGAAAGACGGAGAGUUUCUCAUCACAAUGAUUUUCAGUGCUUUGCGUGUUGUUUUUGCAGGAAGACAAAUUAAUAUGCACACACAGUCACAGCUAUUGAAGUGUAAUCAGUAUUUGAUGUCAAGACACUUAACAUCUCUUUUAGGGUAUUGGACAAUUAACAUGUAUGUUGUCCUCCCAUCAUGUCUCAAAGAAUAUUGAAGUCCUAACACAAGAUAAUCAUGUUGCAUUAUCUAAAAAUGUUAUGCAGAACAUAAAUGUGACAAACAAUCGUCCAUUGUUAGUUAUUCUUACUUGGUUGUUAUCAAAGCGACAGCAUGUUAUGAAAUAUGUAAAUUUGUACAUGGAACAAGGUUUUGAUGUGGCAGUGGUAUCUCUUACACCUUGGCAACUGAUGUGGCCCACAAAAGGCUCCAGACUAGUUGCAGCAGAUUUGUUAACUUUCUUAAAACAAAAUGAAAAUUACCAACAAAUUCUGUUACAUGGAUUUUCAGUAGGUGGUUACAUGUGGGGAGAAGCUUUGGAUUUGAUGGAAAAUAAUAAGGAGAAGUAUAGUGGUAUUACAGAUAGGAUUGUUGGACAAGUAUGGGAUAGUAUAGCUGAUGUCAGUCAAAUUCCGAUAGGCUUUCCUCGCGCGGUAUUUCCGAAAAAUAUGAUGCUGCAAUCUAUGCUGCGGAAAUAUUUAGAAUAUCAUAUGAAGACAUUCCAUCAGCAAGCAACGCAAUAUUAUAUUCGAUCCAGUCAAAUAUUUCAUAUCGCUCCUAUAUAUGUACCAGCGUUAAUAUUUGUAAGUAGAACCGAUCCUGUUGGAACUGUACCUAGCAAUUUAAGUUUACGCGAUACUUGGGAAUCUUCAGGAAUUAAGACUUAUGUGAAGAUAUUCGAAGAGUCGCCACAUGUUGCUCACUUCUACAAAUAUCCAAAGGAAUACGUUGCCGAACUCUAUGCCUUUUUACAAAAACUAAACUUGAUACAAAAUGAAGAAAAAAUUAGAUCGCGUCUUUAAUUAUUUUAAAAGCACUUUUGAUAUGAUUCAAUUAUGUUUUUUAUAUAGAGUUAGCUUCUUAGUGACACAUUACACAUCAGACAUUGUAAUAUCUAAUAUUUGUCACCCAUACACAUGCAUACGCAUAACAUAUAUAGUAAAUAAUUUUAUAUAUUUUAUAAGAUUUUUAUAUGGAAUUACAUAACCUAAAUAAUUGAAAGGUUUUUGGUGCAAAAAGAGAGAGAUCUUUAAAAAUGUUUUAAAAAAUUUAUUUUGAUCAUAUUUUUACAAGUUCCACUGCCUCUCUUGAAGAAUCAUGCAUAUAAUGAAAUGUGCGCUAUUACUUAUAAUUAUUUAAAUAGAGAAUAUUUUGAAUGCAUAAUUUAUAUACAACAAGU